AUGGGCGCCCGGCAGGAUUACACCAAGGCCGUCUCGCAGCAUGAGGACGACCCCUCUCCUCCGGCAAAGAGACGAAGGACCGACGAAGGCGAUGCGUCACAAGAGGCGGAAAAACAGAUCCAAUCUGGCCCAUCGGAACAGAAACCACCGGACAUUGACGAGAGCUUCUACUCUAGACAGCUCUACGUACUCGGGCGCGACGCCAUGGUUCGCAUGGCCCAGUCAGACGUUCUCAUUUUGGGCAUGGGAGGCCUGGGCGUCGAGAUCGCCAAGAACGUCAUCCUGGCCGGCGUCAGGUCCGUCACCAUUCAUGACGAGCAAGUGUGCACCGGUGUGGACCUCUCGGCACAGUACUUCCUCAGUGAAAAUACUCUAGGCGAAAACCGGGCAAAGGCAUGCGAAGCUUCCCUGGGACAACUGAACCAGUACGUGCAGGUGAAAGCCCAUACGGAACCGCUGACGAAGGAUUUCGUGAAAAAAUUCACCGUGGUCGUGUUGACCGAGACCCCACUGGAAGCACAACUGUCCGUGUCCGCAUUCACCCACGAGAACAACAUCCCGCUCAUCGUCGCCGAUACCAAGGGCGUGGCUGGGCAAAUCUUCUGCGACUUCGGCGAAAAAUUCCGCGUCCUUGACCCCAACGGAGAGCCGCCUCGAUCGGUUAUGAUUAAGUCCAUCAGCCAGAAGCAAGGAGUGGUCGCAACGGUACACAAGGCGCGGCACGGUUUCGAGGACGGCGACUACGUCACAUUUUCCGAAGUCCGAGGCAUGACCGAGAUCAACGACUGCCCGCCCAUGGAGGUCAAGGUUUUAUGUCCACACCGAUUCUCCGUGCAGCUUCCAGCGAAUUACGCUGAUUGCGGUAUAGGUGGCAUUGCGACCGAGGUGAAAAUUCCGAAGGAUGUCAAGUUUAAACCCUUGAAGGAAUCCCUGCUAAACCCAGAGUUCGUGACAUGUAAUUCGGCGAGCGCAGACCACGACGCGCAACUGCAUCUGGGAUUCCAGGCUCUGCACGCCUUUGAGGAGGCGCACCAGCAACUGCCGCGUCCCUGGGACGUGGACGACGCUAUGGAGGUGGUAGAGUUUGCCAAGAAGAUGAACGCCCUGCAGGCGAAGCCGCUCAAGGAAUUGGACGAGAGGAUUCUCACUCUGCUGUCUUGUGUCUCAUCUGGCUCCCUGUGUCCCAUGCAUUCUGUCAUCGGCAGUAUAGCAGCACAGGAAGUAAUGAAGGCGUGCAGCGGCAAGUUCACUCCGAUCCACCAGUGGUUCUACUUCGAUGCUUUCGAGUGCCUCCCACAGGAGGGCGCCAUUCCAGAAAUGAACGACGAUGAAAUGGGCCUUACAAGGUACUUCGCACAGGUCUGCGUGUUUGGUGAGGGAGUGCAGGGCCUACUGCUGUCACGGAGAUACUUCGUAGUAGGAGCCGGGGCUAUUGGCUGUGAACUGCUCAAGAACUUCGCCAUGAUGGGCGUCGGGGCAUGCGAGGGUUGCAUCUAUCUCACGGACUCGGACAAGGUCCAGAGGUCCAACCUGAACAGGCAGUUCCUCUUUCGGGCCGAGGAUGUCGGUCGCCCGAAGUCUGUCGCCGCCACAGAAGCUGCUGUGCUAAUGAAUCCGGAACUAUGCAUCGUGCCUUACGAGAAGAAGGUCGGGCCAGAAACGGAGAGCAUGUACGAUGACAGGUUCUUCGAGAACCUGAACGGUGUGGUCACCGCGCUGGACAACGUCGAAGGGCGUCGGUACCUAGACCGUCGAUGCGUGCAAUACUGCAAGCCGUUUCUGGAUUCGGGCACCAUGGGCACCAAGGGCAGCGUUCAGGUGGUCAUCCCGUUGAUGACCGAGUCCUACUCCAGCUCCCAGGACCCUCCCGAGACGUCAGCGCCCGUCUGCACCACCAUCAAGUACUUUCCCUACAGAACAGAGCACACUCUCGAGUGGGCCCGUGAUGAGUUUGAAGGCCUUUUCACGACGAGUGCUGUGAAUGCUGUCAAGUAUUUGAGUGAUUCCAAAUUACCACGUGCUAUAUGUAUUUGCUACCUCCUGUUGGUCAAUGGAAUCCACGAUAGGAGCUCUUCCACCGCGCCUCCAUUGCAGGUUGCCUUGCUGCAAGAGCUCAUGAAGAUUCUUGUGGACGAACGGCCUAUGGUAUUCGACGAUUGUGUUGAAUUCGCCAGGCUGCGCUUUCAGGAGCAGUACAACACCAACAUCAGGCAGGUCCUACAGGUACAUCCCGAGGGGCAGCUCACCCGCAAGGGCACGCCGUUCUGGUCGGGAAGCAGGCGCUGCCCCCACCCGAUCGAGUUCGACCCCAACAACACGCUGCACAUGGACUACAUCGUGGCUGCGGCGAACCUGCGGGCGGCGAUGUUCGGCAUCGCGCAAAACACGGACCGCGAAGCGAUUACCCGGAUGCUCGAAGAUGUCGAAGUUCCCGUCUUCGAGCCGCACGGAAACGAUAAGGUCGCCGUCUGCGAUGACCGCUCCACGUCACGUGAUGAGACGGAGCUCGUGUGCGAUCUGCUGGAGGAGCUCCCAGCUCCAAGGGAUCUUCGCGACUUGACGCUAAAGGCGCUCGAGUUCGACGUGGACGACGAGUCCAACUUCCACGUGGACUUCAUCGUGGCGGCUUCGAACCUGCGCGCCGCGAACUACAACAUUGAGCCGGCCGACCGGCUGAAGAGCAAGCUCGUCGCGGGGAAGAUCAUUCCGGCUAUCGCCACCACCUCGUCGCUUGUGGCGGGCCUCGCUUGCCUCGAAAUAUACAAGCUGGUUCAAGAACACGACAGGCUGGAGCUUUACAAGAACAGCUUCGUCAACUUGGCGCUGCCUUUCGUUGGUUUCUCAGAACCCGUUCCACCUGCUUGGAAAAAGUUCCGCAACCAAGAGUUCUCUUUCUGGAACUGCAUCGAAAUUAAGGGAGAGUUGACUCUUUCGGAGCUUCUGGAGUAUUUCAGGAUACAGCUAGAUGUCGAAGUCAUGCGCGUGUUGGAAGGAACCCGAACUCUAUAUGAUGCGGAUGCACCCCCUUCGAGGACUAUCAUGAAGCUCGCUGUCAGCAAAGUCCUGGAACGCAUGUCCAUGGCCAAAAUCGACAGACAAAUACGAACCCUGGCUCUUCGGAUCACCGGCAAGGACAUCAACAGCGGAGAGAAAGUGGAGCUGCCUGAAGUGCGAUACAGGCUGCGCAAAUGA
Molecule: messenger RNA, 3192 nt
Organism: Rhipicephalus sanguineus (brown dog tick)
Lineage: Eukaryota; Metazoa; Arthropoda; Arachnida; Ixodida; Ixodidae
Product: ubiquitin-like modifier-activating enzyme 1
Exons: 25
Coding region: 1-3192 (1063 amino acids)
Biological process (GO): protein sumoylation
Cellular component (GO): SUMO activating enzyme complex; cytoplasm
Molecular function (GO): SUMO activating enzyme activity
Source: RefSeq, a predicted model, not a curated record